CCAGGAUCAAACAAAACAAAUCAAUGACGCACCGUUUUAACUUGAAAUGUAUUAUAUAUAACCCCUUUCCAAUUAUGUGUCUAAUUUAAUCCCGUAUUCCUCCUGGUAUCGGUUCCCUCUGUAGUUUGCCCCAGCCGACACCCCCCUCUCGGCUCUCUUUAAAGUGGUACGCUCCGUCUUGCUGCCAUGUUGGAUGUACGCAUCGAUGCUGCAUCUGCUGGAGUUUCCGAAUGAAAGUUGAGCGUUUAUGUGAUUUCAGAGCCGAACUGAGAACUUAUUUUUCGAUUUAACACUGAAAAGUAAACGUCGAGGACCUUUUGAAAGCAGGAGCACGCCCGGAAACAACCCCCGACCUCCUCCGCCCUCCAGCUCGGAGUCGGACUCAGCGGAGAUGAUCCGGUUGCAGGCCACAGCAACCGGAGCCCGCAUGGAUUUUCUGUAAUUACAACUAUUUGCCGAGUCCUUUCAAGGAUAACCGCGUCGUUUUGGAGUAAACUAGACUAAUCCCAGAGCCAUGAACAGCCACCCUCCGCCGCGCAGGUCUGCCAACGUGGGCUCCAUCCUCCUGACCCCGCAGGAGAACGAGUGUCUGUUCGGAUACCUGGGCAGAAAAUGCGCCGUAAGUUUCCCAGUUUGUUUACCACCUGCAGGGCCGAAGAAGAUGCUGGUGCAUGCAGCCAGGCAUCGUUAAAAGACCACUAACAUGUGCCUCUCUCGUUCCAGCAGCAGAGACUAUUUGGAAACCGCAUUGGCGUUUGAGUCAGGGGCCCGGUGCUGCUGCUACAAAACCGAUCCAACUUAAAUCGAUCGGUUAUUAUCUAAAAAAUACCGAUAUCCAAAAUUAUGCUCAAUUUACCUAUUAACCUUUAUCAUAUAAUCGCGUUUAGGGUUGUAGUUGCUUCAAAACUGUCUUUGUCCUGUUAAGUAGUAAUGUCAAAUAUUUCUGAUAAGGUAUUACGAUGUGAUAUCAGACAUGUUACAUAACGAUAACAUCACGAUACGCGAUUCUGUGAUAAUUAAUCGACUUCAGGACAACCGUGUGAUGAUGCUGCACCACAUGAACUGAUUAACCCAAGAGUCUCUAUAGGGUUAAGAGCAGGAUUAAUGUCACGAGGAGUCAUGAAGUGGUGAUAUCAGUGAGUUAAAGUGGUAGAGAUACGCUCCUGUUACUGUAAUUAAUGAGAAAAAAAUUAGCAAUUGAAACCUCACAAUGCACGCUUAAUUUUGUUAACUGCAGCCUCUGAAAUAACAGCCUGAAGUGAUAUUCCUCAGUAUCCAGAUCUAGGUAUGGGAAUCGAGAACCGGUUCUUGUUGAGAACCGGUUCCAAAUGGUUCAAUCCAUCAACAUCGUUCACAUUUUAUCUUAACAAUUCCCUUAAUGAUUCUUUUCUUCCGGUCGUCAGCCACUGCUGUUCCGUCUCAACAAUGGCAUGGAAGGUACGUUUGUCCUGUGUUAACACAAGCACAAUGCAUGCCAGACUUGGACUAACUGAGUUAGAAGCACGUCAAAAACGCUCGACCCGACCCCAAAACCCUCGAAAUUUUGCAUGCAACUCCGCCUCCCAUGAAGUAAUGUCCUCGUUAAAGAAUUGAAUCAAUAAGCAGUCGAAAAUGGCAUCGAUAUUGAUAAAAUCUUAUCAAUCCCCAUCCCUAUCCAAAUCAUCCAAUAAGUGUAGUAGAUUAUAAAUUCACCUCCUGAGUAGAGCUGCAGUUAUCGAAUAUUUUAGUAAUGGAGUAUUCCAUCGAAUAUACCAAUUACUGGAGUAAUUGGACCCAAACGGCAAACUCACGUAAAGUUAGAUUUCCUAUAGCCCCGCAAUGAAGGCCAGACUCGAAAUAGAGGACAAUCGCGGAACAAGCGUUAGCGGAUUGCAAUGUUCGUAAGAAAGCUAAUUAUGAUAUUAACUUUGCUAAAUAGCUCCUAUGUUACCUGCUUCUGCGACAACACCAGCAAUGUUAGGCUACAAGCCAGCAUGAAGAGAAAAAAGCCCCUCUCAUCAUUUAUUUUUUCCGCACUGCAAAACCUAAACAGCGCUUACUCCUCCUUCUACCGUGGUGACGUUAGCGCAUUGUGUCACCUUAACAAAAAUCCCUGCGAAACAGUGGCGAUUUGAGCUUAUAAAUGAGUACUCGAGGCAGAGACAAUUCCUCGAUCAUUAUCUGUAAUCGAGGUACUUGAGGUAUCCGAGGAAUCGUUUCAGCCCUACUCCUGAGAAUACAAAAGUCUCCAGCAGGGCUCCGGGUGGUACGCCAAACACAUUAUGAUUCUGUUAUCUGUUUUGUUUUCUAUGAAGGGUUUGAUAACUGGAAUUUGAUGUGAUAACAAGAUUUAUACUCGGUGUCAACAAGUCUGUAAAGGUUAAAUCUACUAGAGACUUGUUUUGUGGCCUAAAACUUUGAUUUAUCUGUCAUCUAAAACCAGCUUCAGGUGGUCUGAAUGCUGUUCAGCCUUAUUUUUGCUGCUUUUAUGUCUUAUUCUUGGUGUAAAAAGAUGAGAAUUUUAAGGUACAGAUGUGUCAUGUUGUGUUCAAAUGUCUGAGUAGUGAAUUGUUGAGGUGCAGCACAUCCGUCAGCAUAUUCACGGAUGCUUGAGUCCUGACAUUUAGAGAUUGGACAGGAAGUCUCCCAUCCUUUUUACAUUUAUCAAACUCAACCAGCUGUUAUCGGUCACCUCAGGCCCACUUCAAACAGCCUCAAACCAUUUUAAUUAAAGAGACUCUUUAAUGUGGAAACCAACAGCAGCUGGGUGUUGUUUAUUUACCGAAUCAUAUCUGACACCAGAGUUCCCCAAUGAGGCCACAAACUCCUGAAUUACGACUCAGAUCUUUGGGUUGUUGAUGCAGUUUGAUGAGUUCAUGACAGCUCAGCAGGUUUUCGUGUCAGCUGCUGCUGCAUCAGAGCGCAGACUGCAGAGGAGACUGCAGGAAUUUUCUACAUGCACCUGAGCUCAGAGGUCAGAUCAGUCAGUUUUAACUAACUUUGACUCGUCAGGUGGAUUUGUACUGGCCUGAUGCUUUUGAACUUUAACACCUUAUGGUGGGAAAAUCUCUGAGGAAGCUCCUGAAUACCAAAACCCGACACUGAAUGUUUUAAUCAAACCCUUUUCUGGUGUUUCUGUUAAUUAGCGCAGAUUGAAUUGAUUGAAUCAGGCCCGAAUGACUCGGCAGAAACAAAAGGGAUCUGGUUUUGGGCCUGAAUGUAAAUCCUACAUUAUAGCUGUUAGUUUAAGCUUAUGUAGGGAACAAUCAGUCCAACACCGAAAUCUUUGAUUGGCUAAAUUAAGAAUAAAUUGCAUAAUAACUCUUGGAUCUUAUUUAAAGACCAACAUCAGAACAUGGUGUUAAAAAAUCUUAUUUGAAGUCAUAUUUUUGUCUUUAAAUUAAUGUUAAGAUGUGUUGGAUAAUGUAGCUUUGAAAUGUGUUGUGGUUGCUAUGGUAACAUGAUUCGAGUCCGUACUCCUGUUAAGUGGAAGGAGAGGGAGAAACACGAGUCGAGGAAGAAAGACAAAGAUGAAGUCGUCUGAAGGAGAGGGACUGAAAAUGCAAGCGGGAGAAUGAUCCCACAGCGAGGUUCCAACUCUGAAGCUGAACGUCAGCGUUUAAAAGAAAGACCUCCACUCACACAGGACCCAUCUGUUCCCAUUACAACCAAGACUGCUCGCUGAAGUGCUUUUGGGCCCUGUGAAUUCUGGGACACAACGCUGCGUCGUCAGUUACCGCCGUGUUUUUUAAACAGUUUUUGCUGCAUGGAGAUAGUUAAGACGACUCGUACCUCAGAAACUCAGCUCUGUGAAGGGAUGUCAUGUCCACUCAUAGAUAACGCUGUAACCAAAGAGUUACCGAUUAUUACAUCCUGAUUUUGUCGUCAGUUUUUGUUUAAAGGUCCACUGAUCAUCUUGCAGCGAUAUUUGUGGAAAUAUCCUUAAAAUGAGUGUUUAUUUAUCUACAACUUACAUGCUCCUCUAGGUUCAGUAUCAGACUUUGAUACUGAACUUUAGCUGAGAUCUGAAGCAUACUCUCAUUGUUUGGGUGGGUAGAGCUGAUCUCAUUUAAAGAGCAGCAUUUGGACUUACUCCUUUGCAUGUCCUCUUCCACUUUGCACAGAUGGAGGGGUUUUUCGGUAGGUUGGGGGUAAUUCACAAAGCGGGAUUAGAAAGUUAGAUCGAUGUCUGCGACUCUUGUAAGGCUAAAUCUGGUGAUGCCAAUUCAAACCUAAAAAUAAACAGUCAUGUCACCUGUCGUAUCAUUAGUCAUCUUUUUAAGGUGAGGCUUUUAUUGAGAAGAAAAACAGCCUCACAAAUAUUACACGCAGGCUUCCUAAAGUUAUGGGGCUAAUUUGCUAAUCCGGCUUUGAGGAGAUUGUGGUGGAUUUAUCUGGAGGCAGAUUACAUGAAAAGUUUUUGGGAAGCUCUAAGUUGGAUAGUUUAGAUGUCUGACUGUUUGUUGUUUUUUUUAAUCUAAUCCGAACCAAAACAAGAUCUGGAGGUCUCAAAGUGUUGGUGGUCUAAAAGACAAGCCAGUCCACAUCAGGGGUACAUAGUUGUUUUUAUGUUUUUUACAUUUGGUUAAAGUAGACCUUUUAGGGAGACCCAUGUUUUGGCACUUGCAUAUGUUCAUAUCUAUCCAGUCCUGUUUCCAGGUGCAGGUCUGAACGGCCUGUUUCCUCCUGACAUCAGCAGGAUUAGGACUUUUUCCUCACUCUGCACUUUAUUGAUUCAGUGAGCUGUGAAGGAAAGUCACAGUAUUCUGGUGAUUCAUUUUGUAAAUGACGGCCAGGACGAGCUGGAUUUGAGACUGUUUCAUCUAGAAAGACCUCCUCGAAGGCUCACAAUCACAAGAAGUAAACAACAUGAGAACAGCAGCUGACGUAUCUUUAGCUUAUGCAUGUUAAAAUAGCUAAACAUGGGUGUCAACGUGUCCUCAUAAAGGCAUGAUGUUUAUGUUGUUUAGUGAAGACAAAGCUGUGUAAAAAGAAACACCCUUGAGCUGUGUAACACAACUCACCUACUCUCUUCCAGCAGUCGCUUGUUUGUAGCGAGACCUCAGGCCAGUCUAUUAUAGACUACAGCGGGGUGACGCAGCUCAAGGAAGAACAUUUAUGAUCAUUUCUUCAUGGAAAUACAGUCAGACCAAGACGCUAAGGCAGAAGAACUACCGCGUCUGUAAAAUGAUUAAUAUGGUGAUUAUUACUUCAAGGAAAUGAUAAAGUAAUAAACCUUUAAGGGAAGAAAACAGCCGCUUUAGUCAGACACCAAUUUCUUCUCCAGAAGCACCUGAAGGGGUUUAUUCUUGGUCUGUUUUCAGGCGUGUAUUUCUGAGAAUUUCCAGAACAUUUCAGGACAGAAUUCUCCCAAAACCCUCCAGAAGUGUUCGUUCACACACGUCCCAAACAGUCUGUGCGGUGUUCCCUGACUUGCAGAGAUGAUGAAGGGUCUUGUGAUGAGGGUAGGAGGCCGAACAGUAAAGUGUAAAAAUGUUACUCAAGAUUGUCGACUGACAGGACAGAGUUGGUGUGAAAAUCUCAUCUGUUCGUGUUGACUCCGAUAAUUUAGAUGAAGAUUUCAGCUCUUAAAUCAUGUGUGAACACGUCUUAUCUUCUUCUUUGAUUUACAGCUGCUGACCUAAAAUCCGUCGGUUCUGAAUCAUGAGUGUUUUGAAUUGAGAGGUCACAGUCGGCCUCUAACCAGACCCAAAUGACUCGCAGGGAUGUUUGACAUGCUGCUCAUUUAGCUUCAGUCCAGCUAACACGCUGACUUUGGCAGCUAACAGUCCCCUCGUGGAUGUCGGUUUGGCGGCCUGUUCGGCGUGCUAGCUUGCGGAGAAUGACUCGUCACUGCUCGUGUUUUCACCUGCAGCACUUUGAGGUCGAUUUCCAAUGUCGUGUUUGUGGCUAUCAGCUGAUGUAACCUCCAGAGUCUUCUGUGUUUAUCGCCGCAUACUUUCCCCUCAUUGAGAAUCAACAGAGCUGUAAUGAGCCUUUUAACAGCCGACCUCCGACCUUUCCCGUGUGAUGCUGAGUGGUGAUUUCAUGGUGAAAAGUGUUUCCUGCCGGUCCUCUGACCCGCUGCCAUAAAUCACAGAGGAGGAAACCGGCUCUGUGGCAUUUCCUCUUUCCUCCCUGGGCGGCUGGAGUUACUCGGUCCUGGCAGAGGAUUUAACAGAGAGCGACUUCUGCAGAGAGCUGGAAACCACAAACCAGAACAGUCAGAGGACGGGACAGUGCUGAGGACAGCAGCUGGAGUCUGUUUCCCGUCAGGCAGAAAUCAAGGUUAAACUCAGUGGAGAAAAGCCAAACAGACUGAAUCUGCAAUAAAAGACUCGCUGUCAGGUUACGGAGCGCGCUCAGAGCCUCCGUACUGGACAAACAGAUCCGCACAUGCAGCUCUUCAGAUGCAUUUUCCAGAUUAUACGUCGACACAGUGAUCCAGACAAAAGAUGGUUUUAGGGCCGAACAGUGCAGCGAUUCGACUGCCAAAGUUAGUCACAUGACCUAAAUUCAUCCAAACAAAUGUUAAAGACCGAACUUAAGGCAAACAUCGGACAAAAUAAGAAGUGUUCGCAGUUAAAGAUUGAAAAAUGGUCCAAAAGAAAGAGACGCAUGUAUGUGGUUUCAGUCUGAGUCCUUGUCUUAAAAAUCGAAUCGUGGACCGUGAUAUUCUGGGUUAAGACAGGUUAUGGUUAAAGCUCCAUCAGGCGAUUUAACCAGACUGCUGUCCUCUUCUCAGUGUCGAGAAUCCAGUCAUUGACAGAAGUGUGUUCGCCUCAGUGACAAGCUGAAAAAGGUGUGUCCUUCGACCAUAACUAUCAGGUCUCGGUUGACGUGAACACGAGGAUUUACGUUGAGCGAUGAAAACUCUGUCAUUAUUUCAGCUCUGUACCGUUUGUUUCUACGACAGGAAAGUUUUGGCUUCUUUAUGUAGGGCCGGGCAAUAAACCGAAAGUUUACCGAUACGGAAAUAUAUGACGUGUGCAGGUAGGCUAUGGUCUCAUGUCCCUUUAAGACGCUGUCCUACGUCAGAGACGUGACUCCACCCCAUCCAGUCCAUAACAAAGAGGGAAAGACAGGUGAGGAGAUGGAGGACGGUUCAAAAGUUGUAGCAGCUGAAGUAGACGAAGUUAAUGUGGGAGGGGGUGAGCAGCUUGUGGAGUACUUAUCGUCCAUUUAUUGUCAUCGAGGUGAACUGAUCAAUAUAUUGUGAUAUUGAUUUGAGGCCAUAUCGCCGAGUCCUAUCUUCACGUCCUCCUUUUGUCCGUUGAGGUUUUGUUGCUACUUCUAGUGUCGACCAAGCUUCUUCAUCCAGCUGCAUGUUUGUCUUUAAAUGUAACUGAUGAUCUCACUAAUGUGUAGUGUGGUUAUUAUGGUAAGGGUUUGCUUAACCGUCUGGACUAUAUCGACUCAUAUUUGAGUUUUUUGGCCUUCUAUAUUCGGAGCAGACAGAACGGGGGAUAGAUCAGGAAAUGGGGCGUGCAAGAAGCAGCACCUAAUUGUAUUUUUGACAUCCGUUAAUGAUGUGUCAUAAUGAGCGGCUUCUGAAAUAUCACCCAUGCUAAUGAUCUGCCCCCUUGUUGAACCCCGUGCUGCUAUUUUAAGCAGUACUCCAGACAUGACUCUGGAGACGGCGGCAGCAGCGGCGUUGUUUGGUCUGGAGUCAAAUGGAAGAGGUGCAGAGAAACUUUUUUUACAGGAACUGAAAGUGUCCUCCUGAUGAACCUGUCUGCAGAAUCUGCAGGGCCCACCCUCUCAGAUCAGGCUUGUGAUGUUUUUUUUUUUUAUUUGCAUAUGUGGUCUCAGCGUUUCCUCAUUGACCUGUCAACUGCAGGUGAAAUGUUUUGCAUCAUGCAGAUUUCCUCUUCCUUGUAAAUCGUGCAGCUUGUAGGCAACCAGUUUGAUAUCAUAUCUGUGCAGCAGAGUCACUUUGCAUGUGUCAGAGCUGAUUAAAUUGUUGAUACUCACCGUCCUCUUCUUUGUCCUCCUCAGACUCUGUGUUCGGCGGUGGUCCAGGUGUACGGAGCCGAUCGGAGCUGUACCUGGGUGAAGCGGUGCUGUGGAGUGGCCUGUCUGGUCAAAGACAACCCACAGAGGUCCUACUUCAUCAGAGUGUUCGACAUCAAGGUGAGCGUGACAGGAAACUGCUGCGAGGAGGGUUUUUAGAGAAACACGGCGAGCUAAAGUUGGAGGCCACUCGGCUCGCAGCUCAGCGGGAGUCAAGCAAAAUAUGAAAGAUCAUGCAUCAGAAUGAAGGAGGUUCAAAAAGCAAAAACUUUAGAGGAUUUAAGAACCAAAACCCAAAAUCUCAACCAGAAAAACAACAUCAGGACACGACAGCUGAGGAGCCUGAAUGAUGACUGUGAAAAACCAAAGUGAAACACUGACUCAGCAUCACCAGACCAAAAGAUAAACAACAUGACCAAGACCAACUGAAGAUGUUGGAUGAUGUGAGAAUACAGGGAGGUAAAAGCAGUAAAGUGAGAUUAAAAGAGCAAUAAAAUGAGAUAAAAACGGAUUAUAAAGCAGUAAAGAUAAGAGAGCAGUAAAGGAGCGAGAGCAACAACAGAUAUCAGAGCUGUAGAGUAAAUCAGAGGGAAGAAUAAACAACAAAGAGAAUUAAAUCGUUUAUUUAAUCAGCGUUUAUUCACAUAACGCUGUUUUCAACAUUACGACUGUAAAACUUUAAAUCUCCACAGAAAAAAAGUCUUAAAUGUGGACGAAUCGACCAAACGAGGGGAGACAGGGCUGCACCGUGAUGCAUUCAGGGUCAGGCCGGUAAAAUAUGUGAUGGGUUCAAUUCAGUUCAACUUAAAAAGCUUUAUUUGGGAAUUGGAGGCACAAAUAAACGAUGUAAACUCUGUACCACUGUAAACAAUCAAGAGGAAUAAACAAUAUUACAAAUGAUAUCUUUGAAAUAAAAUAAGGAGAAAUAAAAAUACUUACUACUGAAAUAAUACAAAGAAAUCUGGGUACCGGGGCUCAGCAGGAUGGGUGCAAAUUGGCAUUAGGUAAGGUGGGUGGAAAUAAGACUUGACGAAGACGUGUUGAAAAAAGAAAAUUCAAAUUUUGGCGAGAAAUUUAAAUAAUACUGUUUAAAUACAGAAUGACUAUUUCAUACGAGAUAACAACCUUGUAAGUGUACACACAUGAGCUUCAACAGGCCUUAAAGCUCCUGUCAGGAACUUUUUCUCUGUGUUAACUUUGGCGCCCCCCUUUGGUCAAAUUCUGUAUGGACAUGACCAGUUUCAGGCAUUCAAAACGACAGUGUUUGUCAUCAAUGUCGUCGUUAAUGGUCGUGUUAGCUUCUGAAUAUUCAUCGAAAUAUAUUUUAGUGUUUUUCCAAAAAAAGUGGAAAAACUCCUUACUGCAGCUUUAAAAAAACAUGAUAAAACAAAAUUUCAAAAUAAGAAUCUAUAUAUUUAUCCACUGGCAUGUCAAUAAAAAGUACUCAAAACUUAAAAACAUCCUUUCAUAACUAAUUAAUUUAUGAUUAAUCCUGAUUUGGUCCCACAGGCCUGAAUCAAACCUGUAAAUUUCAGCUCUUUUUCCUGAAUUUGUUCGUAUUUCACCUUCACUCUGGCUCCUCCGUGUCUCUGCAGUAUUUGGGACGUGGCCAGGCUGCAUUUAGACUCUGCUGGAAUUAACGGAAAAAAUGAAAACGCUGCUUUCAACAUGAGGGAAACUCUUUUAAUGGAUCAAAGUGAAGCAGCAGCAGCAGCAGCUGAUCUGUUUUUACUGUCUGAAGUUCAAACAGGCUCUCAAACCUGCAGCCGAUCCCUCACUCUCUCUUUUCGUUCGCCCAGUUAUCGAUUGGACGUGACUUUGUUAAUGACUGGGUUGUUAUGCAGAGUAAAUCUGAGAUUAUUUGAUUGUUUAGUUUACUGAUUUCAGAUUUCGCUGAUUCUGUAUCACUGUUGGAAGAUUGAUUUUCAUACAGACUCUUAACUGUGAGCUCUUUUCUGGGAGGAGAAGAAUCAAUGUGAAACUCGGUCCUCUUUAAAUGAGAAGGAGGACUCUCGUGUGUGGUGGAGGGAAAAUCUGCAGAGUCACUGAUGUUUCUCCUUUAAUCUUCAGACGGGAGUUUUUCUCUCUGAUGUUUUCUUUCCUCUGUGUCUCUGCAGGAAGGGAAAACCAUGUUUGAGCAGGAACUGUACCACAACUUCUCCAUCAGCAGCGCCAGAUCCUACUUCAUCUCAUUCGCAGGAGAUGUAAGUGAGCGGAUGUGUUUCUAAAAACUCCUGGUCUGAGAGAUAAGGUCUAGGUCUGUUUAAUAAGGUGUGAUGAUCACAGCCUGUUUUACGCUCAGAUAGGAAAUACGAAGCAGCGUCUGGCCUUUAAAGGCUGCUGCUGAUUCUGACAGAGCUGAGGGGACAGAUCUGUUUCCAAAGAGAGAGAGAGCAGGAGCAAAAAUAGGACAGCUGAAGAAACUCUGGUACUCUCCUCUAAAUGAGCUCUGCAGGUAGUUUUAUUUGCAUGAAAUGGAUUUAAAAAGCAGCAGACAUUCAUCAGUAAAAACGUGAUCCUGGAUCAUGAUUGAGUCUCUGGAUUAAGUCCACAUUAGGGAUGCAGUAUUUUAUUUUUGGUACAACAUUAAAGCUUUAAUAUUCAUCUUUUAAAUUGCAGUGUUUUCGGUUUCGCUUUAUCAAUCCACACAUUGGAGGAUGAAUCUCCGAUCACUGCAGGUAGAGUCACUGCGGUUACACUGAGUGGCCGAAUAUUAGAAUCUGUGAAAACACUGAGUUUCUCUGCGGUGUAAAAUAAAAAAUCUUCUAAAUAAAAGGCCGAGGGGUUCACCAAGGAACCAGGUUUGGAUCUGAAGAGUUUUCAGUGUCACAAAUAGGGAUGGGAGUUGAUAAGAUUUUAUCAAUAUAGAUGCCUUUAUCGAUUCAAUUCUUUAACGAAUCCAUUAUCAAUGCCUUUCUUUGACUUAUAACAGGAAAAAAAUGUAUGCCACCUUCAGUUUUUUUCCUCUAAGUUCUCUGUUCUCGUUCGCGUAGACUGAUUCUCGCAAGACCGUUUUUCAAGGCACCCGGAGGAGAGGAAUCGUGAAGGGAAUCGUUAAGAUAAAAUAUAAACAAUAUCGAUGGAUUGAACCAUUUGGAACUGGUUCUCCAUUCCCAUCCCUAGUCACAAAGCUGCCUCUCUUUAACUCAUGCUAACUCCUGGGUAAUGUUCAGGGUUUCAGCUUUAAAUUGACGGUAAAGUGCCGUCUUUUCUCUGGGAAGUUCAUGAAGUCUUGUGUUCCUCUUCCUGCUUCCUGAGUGUGGGAGGGGGAUUAGAGUAGGAGGCACAAAAUAGACUAAUAACAGGUGUAAAUAGCGCUAAAACCUGCAUUCAUCUGGAGUAAAUUCAGGUGUUUUUAUCUCUGUGUUCGUGUUGUAGAAAGGAGAAUUAUCACCGUUGACUUUCCCAAGUAUCACACAGAAAUUAGAAAUCUGUUUUUAACAUGUUCUGGAGAAGAAAACAUGAAGAUUUGAUUUUUAAUGUGCAUGAAGUAAUGAAUUAAUAGAUACAAGUUUGUUCAAGACCCGAUUAGACAGAGCGGUGUCGCUUAAUAAGACAUUUCAGCUACAAUAAAACUGAGCAUAAAAAGCGUCACUAUAAAGGCAAAAGAAAAAUAUGGAAAAAAGCUGAUAUGAAGGUUAGAAAGCAGCUGAAACAGUCAGUAAAAGCUGGUUCACCUGAAGCCAAGGUGCAGUUUUCACUCCCAGGUCCUGCUCACCUUGUUGACUAAGCCCUGAGAUAUUCCAGUCUCCAAUGCAAAUAAAUGUAACGGUCAUGUAAUCUGCAUCUUUUCUGUGUUUCCUGUUUCCACUUUUAUUCAUGCAAAACAUUCACAACUUCCCUGAAACACCUCAUCUCUUCCUGGUCACGGCAGAAGUUGUAUAGAUAAGACAGAAAAAGGAAAGUGUGGAUAUAAAUAUGUAAUAUCUAAAGAGUUUCCUUUUCUAAUUUACAAAUUUAACAGGUUAGAGGCGUGUUAUUGAGAUUCAGAAAGAAGCGAACAGAAGUCAGUAAAAUGUGUCCAACACUGAUUCGUUAAUGUUUUUAUUUGGGGACAAAGAGGGCCAGGUCUGGAAGUUUAAGGUUUCUUUCCUUUGCACAUUAUGAAGUGUUUGAACUCGCUGUGGUUUUCCCUCCUCUUCUCUCAGACGUGUCAGAUCGGAUUAAACUUUGCAAGUGAAGAAGAGGCCAAAAGGUUCAGAGCGGCCAUCAACGACCUGCUCAACCGGCGACAGCGCAAAACAGGUGAGUUUACACUUAGAGUUUGUCUUCUUCUUCUGCUUCCUCUAACCUGUCUUCAGGUCCUCCUACUGCUAACAGAUCCUCACCUUUAAACCCAAACCAGUCCGCCUUACUCAUGUCCAGAUGUGCUGAGGUUGUAAAACUGAAUCAAACAGGAAUGAGUCUGGUUUCGGUUUGGGACAUUUCUCUGCAGCUCUGAUCCUUCUGUGUUUCUCUUUCACUCUGUAAACGUCUCGGCUGUGAAGCUCCUCUCAACACGCUGACUUUGAACGCACCUCCGCUGAGUUUGAGAGCUAACAUGAGCUUACCUCUUUCUUCUCCCACUAACUCUGAAGACCUAUUGAACUGCUUUUCCGACUCCUCGCUGUCAUCUUUCAAACCUUAGGGCUUUAAACCACCAACUUUCCUCUGACUGCCGUAAAAAUCACACUAACUGAACUUCAGCCUGAGCGGCUCACCCUCUUCUCUCGCUGCUAAUAUCCUCCUGAUUAAAUGUUCUCAUAGCGGUGUUGUUACUUUGUUCUGAAAAUGUGAAUUUUUCUUUUGCAGAGAAGAGAGGUGACCCGAAAAAUGGUAUGUUAAACUCUAUUUCUGAUUACAAAGAUGAAGUUCUGCUCACUGUACCAGUUCAAAGAGGCAUUCAGAGGCUUUUUACUUCGCUAUCUUGUAAAAACAGGUCAUUAUUUUGCGGUAUUUUGCUGUCAUACAAUUAUAGUAAUACAGAAACAAAAUUAUAACAGAUUUCAAUUGUUUGCAAAUCCUAUAAAGAAAAUAAAUUGAAUGUUGAAAAUGAAAAAGUUGAUUAAGACUGAGAGGAACGUCUCUAACUAAUAUGGUUUAUUUAUAACAUGAAAGUCACAUGACUGGGUCUAAAAAAGGACCUUCAGAGAGGCGGAGUCACUCAGGAGGAAAGAUGGAAGAGGUUCACCACUCUGUGAGAGACUGCGUGAGCUAACAGUUCAACAGUUUCAGAAUAAUGUGAAAGAAUGAGUGGAUUUUAUCAUCUACAGUACAUAAUAUUAUUCAAAGUCUCAAAUCAAUAUCACGCUAUGUAUUGAGCAGUUCACCUCGAUAACGAUAAAUGGACGAUAACUACUCAACAAGCUGCUCACCCCCUCCCACAUUAACUUCGUCUACUUCAGCCGCUACAACAUAAAUUUCGGUAUCGGUAAAUUUUCGGUUUAUCGCCCACCCCUAAUUCAAAGAUUCAGAGGAUCUAGAGACAUCACUGUACUAAAGGGGGACAAGGACCAACACUUAGGGCAUUAAAAAUAGACAGGACUCUCGAGUGGCAAUCACCGCAUGGUCUCAGAAUUACCUCAGAAACCAUUGAUGGUGACCACAGUUCAUAACUGCAUCCUCCAAUGAGGUUCAAACUGAACCAAAGAGGAAACCAGAUAGAAAAAGGAUCCAGAAACACUUGAGACUUCUCUGGACCUGAGCCCGUUUAAGGUGGACUGAGGGGGAGACUGUCCUGAGGUCUGAUGGAUCAAAAUUUGACAUUCGUUUGGAAAAGACAACUGGACUAACUUGAGAUGUUUCGCCAAAGUCCACUUGCCCUUUCAACGAAAGAUUGCAAGUCAUAGAUGCUGUAUCCUUAGUUUUAAAGAGCAGCUGGUCCAACCGGCUUGUUCUCAGCGCCCAGUCCAAAUCCAGCAUCCCUGAUGGUCAGGGGAUCAUCAGAGUCAGUGUCAUCUGGACCUGAGUCCAUUUAAGGUUGACUAAGGGGAAGAGGAAAACUGUCCUGUAAUCUGAUUGAUCAAAAUCAGACAUCUAUUUGAAAAGGACUUCUGGACUUACUUGAGACGUUUCGCCUAAUGCUUAUUGGUCCUUUCAACAAAGAACUGUAAAGCAUAGAUGCUGCGUCCUCAGUUUUAAAGCGUAGCUCCCAGUCCCAGGAGAAGAGUCCUGCUGAGAAACUGGACUGAUCCUGAUUUAACCAUGUAGUGCUUCAGGAAACUAAGAAUACAGCAAAGGAGACAGCGAACAUUUUCCUCUCUGUCUCUGUGAGUGUCUAUGUUUUUGCUUGGCUUGAUGAGGAGUACCAGGAGUCUGGAGUCCCGGGGUUUCCUGACACGUUGGCGGUGUUGUCUCAUAGACGCUCUGACUCACACACUGACACAGAGAAGUCUGCUGCAGGUUAAUCUGGUCAGCAGGAAGUCCAUCUGUGCCAUAUGUAGACCACAUGCUCUUUGUUGUUGUGAUGCUCUUUAGGCCUAAUCUGUAAUCCCCGCAAUUACCUUUUCCUCGAUUUGCUGUAAAUUACUGAAACGGGACCUGAAUAAAUGUUAGCAGACAGUCUCUACCGAUCUACUGAAGUAUUAUAAUGUUACCUGUGAGGGUGGUCUAUUCACUAGUGUUAACCUUUUACCUGAUUUCAAUCCAGCACUGCAGUAAGCUCUUUUUAUAAUACAUGAGUUCACUAUCAAGUGUUGGAGUUUUAAUUCAGCUCAUCAUCGCACUGCUUCAACCUCAAGUCACAUUAAUCAUUCAGAGGUGUAAGAUUUCCACAGAUGAAAAAUUAAAGUCAGCUAGUGAGCAGAAGUUUGUGGCAGCUCGACUCAAACUCCCUGAAGGCUUGAAAAUGAAUCUCAGAGAGACACGGCCUUAUUUUCUCUAAGUGUUAUUUCCUCUAUUCAGUAUAAAAACUGGUUUUAGUAUCACAGUCGGAGGAAGAAAUCGGUGCAGGUGAGGAGCUGGGCAGUGAGAGACAAACUGGUGGCAGCUCAGCUUUCAGCACCUUUUGUUACUUGUGAAUAUCAAACCAGGAUAACUCUUCAAAAAAAUUCUCCAUCACAGGGUCUGACUCUUGUAGAAAAAAGGAUAUUUUGGCUUGUUUAUUAGCAAAAAGUCCAGUGGCAACUCAGCUCUCAGCCCUUCCUGUGAACUGUGACUAUCAAAGCUGAGCAUCAGGGAAACCGUAAAAAAACUGCUUUAUUUACAGAGUCUGAUUUCUGUGAAAAUUUUAUAUCUGGGUACUUUGUUAGAGAAAGGCAGCGGUAGCUCAGCUCUCAGUCUCUCCCGUGAACUGAGAUGAUCAUUAGGGAAACAGUAAAAAACAACCUUAUUUACAGAGUGUAAUAUCUGUGAAAAUUUUAUAUUUGGGUAGUUUAUUAGAAAAAGGCAUUGGUAGCUCAGCUGUCAUGCCUGAAUAUUAAAGAGGAGCAUCAGGAAACAGGAGCAAUCUUAAAAAUGUCGUUUUGUUUUUUUUUUUUUUUGUUUGUUUUGUUUUUUUUUAACACUGAUUGUUUUGAAAACUGUAUUUUGGCUUGUUAAUUAGACACAAGUAGGUGGCAGCUCAGCUCUCAGCCCCCCAUAGACAGAAAAUAACUUAAUUAGCCUUUUACAGGAUCUCAUCACUUACUCUUGUUAUUUUGAAAGUUCAGUGUUUUGUUUAGUUUGUUAAAAAAAACAAAAAAAACAGGGAGCAGCAGUUCAGCUCUCAGCCCCCCUGAUUUAAAAAAUGGUGUUGUAUUAAGAGGUAAAUACUUAAUUUUAGCCUGAACAGGAUCUCCUCACAGGUUCUGAGCGUUUGAAAAGCGUAUAUUUUUGACCAGUUCAUUAGCAUCAUCAAAGAUUGUUGCAGCUCAGCUAUCAGCCUCUCAGUAAUAAAAGAGAGCAACUGAAAAGACGUCACAUUCAAGAAAAAACACCUGUUUAACUUUUUAAAGGUUUGGCUCUGAAUGUUGAAAAAAUUUGGUAUUUUGCCUCGUGUUUUGUACAGAAACAAACAACAGCUCGGCUAUCAGCCCCUUAAAAAAAAGAGCACCUAGAAAAACGUCACAUUUGAGAAAAAACAUCUGUUAAGCUUUUUAAAGGUUCGGCUCUGUAUGUUGAGAAAAUGGGUAUUUUGGCUAGUGUAUUGUACAGAAUCAGCUCAGCUCUCAGCCCCUCCAGGCGUCCUGCCUCUAUCAGAUCUUGUUGUUUUGAAUCUGGUGUUUGUUCUUCCUCAUCAGAAGCCCUCAGCUCCUCUUUUCCCUCAGCUGGCUGGUCCAUGUGUUUGUGGAAAGCCCCGGUUGCUGCUGCGUUGCUCUUUGAAUUAUGACUCAGCUGAAAACAUAAGUGCAGGGCUAAGAGAGAAAUUUGUGUUUUUUCUAAAUCAUGAUUCAGAUUUUUAAAGUCGGAGACAGACGUAGCUGACAGAAAACUGUUUUCCUCUUGUUUGUGUCACAUCAAAACAUUUUGUCGUGUUGAAUGUCUCAUGGUAGGGAGAGGUUAAAGAGAAACAAUGGCGGUAAUCUGAUGGAUUCUGGGGUAAAAAUAGAUGGUGUGUCUGUUUUGUUUCUCUGAAAAACUUUCCAAAUUGCUGUUUUUCCUGUGUUUGUUUGCAUUCACCUCAGCAGCGCCAGGAACAAAGUGCAGCAGAGCUUUAAUUUAGGUCUCCUCCUCUGCAGCCGUGUCUGCAGGUCGUCCCAAAAGACUGUUUGCUUUCAUUAAGCCGUCUGACUGUUGCCAAACACUGCGGCUGUAAGGAGCAGGAUUAACAUGAACUCAACACUUCCGCAGACUCCUCAGUCAACUCCGGGGCUUUGUGCCGCAGAUCGUUUAUUCACCGAAGUUUGUCUGCGUUCAUUCUGACAGAAACAUGGCGCCUCUCGAGGGGGACGUUGUUUCUCUGGAUUCUGGGAUAUGUUUGUCAAUCUCGCCGUGUCCUCACUGAGACAUCAAUAGAAACUGUUGUGUAAUAAUGAGCUGAUUUCGUCUCUAGGAUAACCCAGAUUGUUUGGGUGUCUUAAGGGAUCACCUCAGACUCUCCUGGUACCUGACGUGAACUUUUAAACCCAGCUGACGCUCCUCCACAUAAGCCGGACAUUGUCAGACUGAGCGCAGUCUCUUGAAUGGAUGGUAGCUGCUGCUUGUUGGCAAAGAUCGUAGAAAUAAUGGAUCGAGAAGCCGUGACAUCAUCCGUCGGUUUCUCGGCUCUCUGAGAUGAAGCCUCAAGCUCGGCGCCGUGCCACCACCAUGUUGGUUUUGUGGAGACAGAAGUGACCGAGGGUGGAGCUGGAAGGAACGAAGGGUCGGUAAACUCUAAAGCUCUCAAAGCUAGACUGGAGACGAACCAGAAAAUAUUCAAUUAUCUUUUCACUUCUAGCUCCUCUAACCCCUCUGACGGAGGAACAGAUGUUUAAAAAAAAGCUAAAGGAGCUCAUUUAUGAGUUUUAAAUAUGUUACACAGCCAGAUUAUUCAUCCAAUUUGGAGGUUUUAAAGGAAGAAACGUGACCACUAAGUUCUGUUUGGUAACUCAGUCAGCUGUGUUGAUGCCUGACAGAUAACUAGCUGUGUUAACUGUCACUCCAGGAGGCCACGCCCCCUUAAAUUUCUGGCUUCGUUGAAUUUAAUUGUUUGAGUCAUAUUUAAAGAAGCUCCAAAGAGUUUGUAAGUUUUCAUUUUUUCUGUUUUAAAUUAGCAUUUUAAUACAGGGACCAAUGGGGAGUCCUUGGCUUUUGCAGCCAGCCUCAAGUGGACACUGGAGGUACUGCAGGUUUUUGCACUUUCAUGUUGGCUUCAUGUAGAUUUUGGGAGAGAACUCAUUAUCUGUAACAGCUCUUAUGUGUUGCUUUAAUAGGGUUUCAUAGCUGAAAAUGAGGCAGAGAGAAGACUUUACUGCUCUCGAGUUUUAUCCAUGUGAUUCUUAGUUCACUGCAGAGCAAAUACUGCAACGGUGAACUUUUUCAUUUGGUUGGUGCAAAGUUGUUCCUCUUCCUGCAAGAUUGUCCCGAUUUCGUAAACAUUUGCAGCUUUGGAAAACUUUUGCAAACGAGGGUUAAAUCAGUCCAGGACCGUCUGAGGCUCGACCUCCUGCUGGUAACGGCACAACUUUUCCAGAUGUGUGGAAACAGUUUGGAGAGACGACGAGUUAUUUCAUCUGUUCGAGAACAUUACAAAAACAGUGUCACCUUUAACACACAUUCACAGGAUCCUGUAAAGAGAUUGACCUUCUGCUCUCUCAACAUUUCAUCAGUUUGAGAGGAGAACUGGAGGACGGUACGUCAGCACAGAGAGCUGCAGAGAAUGGAGGUGCUGACGCCUCCUCUCAUUAAUCAGACACAGCAGAGUGCUCGAAGCUGCAAACUUCAUGUGCGUGUCUGCGCCGAGAUAUCAUAAGUGCACUUUGCUUUAUUGAAUAAACUGAACCUCCUGCUCCAUGUGGGUAAAAAUGCAAAGACAACAUCUUCAGUGUGGCAGUCAGAGGAGGCUCAUCACGGCUGUUUGGCCCAAGGAUUUAACUUUUAAUGAUGAGGGUUUUUUUUGGGUGUGAAGUUUUGUAGAUCUUAUUUAAACAAUAAAAAUUAAGUUGGGCUUUGUCACCAUUCACCUUCAUUACCUUAAAACACCAAGCACAAGUUAUAACACCUACUUAAUAAACCCUUGACAGAAUACUGACUUUUUUGUGACCUUUAAGAGCCAGAAAAAGGUCAAACUGUCUUCUUUUGGGACCUUUUCCACCAAGUCCACAAUGUGCAGUUUUUGUGCGUUCUCUGUAGCUCUUCCCAGCACCAUUAAUUUUCAUCAUUCUGAGUUUACAGUCUUUAUAAACUGGAUUAGUUGAUCUUAUUCUGACAAAACUUGAUUGUCGUAACUCUCUACCCUAAACCAGUUCACCCAGACUCGCAGGACCCACUUCAGCUGGUCAGUUGUUGUCUUAAAUCAGUCUUUUUAUUCAAACAAACACAACACAAAGGUUUUCUGUACUUAAUAACAGACAUCGUCGUCUUCAAAUGUCUGAUUAUCACCUGAUUGAGGAGGAAAGCGCCUGUGCAGAACCCUGAAGGUGAAUUUCAGUCACGCCUGGCUGCUUGCGGCGAGCGUCUGCUGUCAUGAUGGUGCAGUUUAGUGAUGAGGCGUCAUCCUCUCUGCCUCUGUCUCCUCAGGACAACAGGUUUCAAAUCUUUCACGAAGCAGCUCUGCCCAUCCUCGUCCUCUGGAGACGGCAGAUUUGAGGCGAGCCUGUUGGUCCUGUUCAUAGACAUCCAGCGUUGUGGGCAGUCCAGGGAUUUGGACUGGGAUUAGCGGUGGAUUAGUAGUUAUGUCAGAUGCUGCUGCGGUUUGUGGAGAUUAUGAGGAAUUCGAGGAGUGAACGAGCUUGACCAAUGAGAAGGAGAGGGAGUGCAAUAUUUACGCCAGAAAAGAUGAAAACAUCAGAAAAGAUCAGCUCAGAGGGAUGUGAUUACAGUGGGUGAACACCAACAUGAACAUAUUGAUCCCUGAGCUUUCAGAGAUUACACACUGGAAAUUUCAGGACAGCCUGUAUUUUCCAGGGUUUUUAUUCGCACAUGUCCGUCACAGCUCGAGAAAUGUUUCUAGAGGCUGGAUAUGACAAAAAAAAGACACCUGAAGUCCUCAUGUGGUUUUCUAGGUGUAAAUUCAGUGUCACAGAUUCUAAACCGCCCCUUUUCCCUCCUCAUUGUGUGCAGGUCCAGCUCUUCACAUGGCCACGGUGGACAUCAAGAACCCGGAGAUCAACAACGUCCGCUUCCACAACUCCCACAGCCACCAGCAGCCGUACCACCUCAACAACAUGCUGAGCCACAGCGGGCUGAACCGGAAGGACAAGAAGACCAAAGGCAAGAAGAAGAAGCUGACCAAGGCCGACAUCGGCACGCCCAGCAACUUCCAGUGAGUCGAACUUUGACUAUUCAACAUCGUAACGUGUUGUCAUGGAGACUUUAGAUCCUUCUUCUCUCACUGAAUGAAUCUGUCAGGUUGUAAAUGUUAAAAAGGUAACUUAGGAUGUAUCUGUGUCUGGUGAAGGAUCCGUACGGCCCGGUCUGAUCCUGCAGGAACUCUCUGCUACUGUAAACAUGUUGCGUUAGGUUCUGAGGUCUCUCAAUGCCCACUCUGUCUCUGUGACUGAUGUGUGUCUGUCUGUGUGUGUGUGUGUGGGCUCACUAUUUAGCAUGUGCACACGGCCGCCCACAUGAACAUGCAAAGUAGCUCCUGAACUGGUCUGUACUGAUGUGUUUGUAUGCAGACAUGCGUGUGAUCUCACCACUUAUCUGUCCCGUCUUCUGCAGGCACAUCGGUCACGUGGGCUGGGACCCAAACACAGGUUUUGAUGUGAGUACCCCCCUCUCCAAACACACUCACUCAGAAACACACGCUCUCGCACGGGAGCACAAUAGCGACCUGUGUGGCUGCUGCAUGACGAAAUCGCACAAUAGGCUCUUUUUACUUCCUGCGCAUAUUCGCAAACAUCUCAGAAGCUGCGCGCAGACACAGAAUGUUCCAGAGAGGAGGAAGAAGCAGCAGCAGAGCGUCAUCAGAGAGGUUCAUGAAGAAAAGAUUAAGAAAAUAAAAAAAGUGCAUUUAAAACAUCAGCAGCCCUGAGAGUCAAAAAGCUGCAGACUUGUUUUGCAGCACAAAAAAUGAAGUUUAUUCUGCACACGAAGACUAAAAACAGAAUUUUAAAGUUUGCAAACCUUUUGUUGAGAAAAUACAGCUUCUCAUGGUUGAAAUUUUACUAUGAGUGCUUUAAAAAGUGAGGAAAGGGAUCAUCUUUACCUGUGUGUUACAUCAGCUCUUCUUUUAACUACACUGUGCAAAUAUUUGAGAACUGGGGAAACCAGAUCCUGGAGUCUGGGAAGGGAUAUGUGGUCUCGUUCUGGCCUGACAGAGGAUUUCAGCUGCUCAACAAACAGUUCAGAUCACUUUUUGUGAACCUUUAUUUUCAUGAUACAUCUAUACGUUCCAAUUCUUCAUUGAAAGGAGACGCGCUAGGAGACGCAAAGAAAACACAGAGCACAGACACAAACCGGUUCGCAAUAGGAGCCGGUUCUCGGUACCCAAUCCUAUCCCAAACCUAUAGAUAUUGUUCUGCAUUAAUGGAGCCUUUACUGAUGAUAUGGACUCUGAUGGUCCCCAUACCAUCAGGGAUGCUGGACUUGGACUGGGAGCUGAGAACAAGUCAAAAAGGCCCUCAAGCCAUGAUAUCGAUAUGCAUGGUUCAGUUUUAACCUGCAUUUAUGACGUCCACACAGAAUGUUUUAAGCCAAUGCGGUGAUUCCCACUGCAGAGUCAUGGCUGAGUUUAAUGACCACAGGACAGUUUUCUUCUUCACCUCAGUCCAUCCUAAGGUUUUGGUUCCUACGUCAUGCUGAAACGUACAGGAGCUUCAUUAGUCUAAAGAAUAAACACAGUUCAACAAAAAAAUCACAUUCAGUCCUUUAAACCGUUUUUUAAAAUGGGAAGCUCAGAGAAACCUUGAACAGAGGAAUGUGAGAACGAAGACUCCACGUUCAUUAGUGGGAAUAAAAACUGUCAGUCAUUCAGGUGCAGAGACAAUGAAGGGAAGUGAUAGAAAAGAGGAUCCUUGAAAUGCAGUUAGAGAACAGUGAUGAUGUUACUCUCAGGCUUCAUCAGCAGUGUUCGCAUUUCUAAGUCUGACAAACGUCGGUGGAUCUGACCAGGAAGCCGUCUCUGGUCUCCGAGCCGCUGAAGCGUGCGUUCAGACUGACAGGCCUAACGAGCAGGAGGCGACUCGCUUCCCAUUCACUGCCUCCUAAUUGUCUCUGUUUACUCGACUGACCGGGCACGCCGAACGACCCUGAAAACAUGCGACCUUCACGCGUCAGUCACACACUGAAUUCCCAGAAUGCACUGCAGCGUGAUGGAAACAAAAGGUGCGAAUACUUCCGAGGGACUGCAGGUUAAUGUUUGAUUUAAUGGAAAAGCAGCCGAGGGGUUUGUUUGUGAUGUUUCUGACAGGUUGUUAUUCCACCUGCUGACCACUAGGGGUCACACUGACACUGCGGUUCUGUGAGGGCGUUUCUUUUCAGAUGGAGGAGUUCAGAAAAAGCCAAACAGACAAGAGUAAAAGAUGAAAAAAAGAGAGUUUACCCAAACAAUCAUCUUCACAUGAACUAAAACAUCCAGCGGGAGGACGUCAGCGGUCUAAAACACAUUUUUAUUUCACUUCUGUUGCAGCUGAACAACCUUGACCCCGAGCUAAAGAACCUGUUUGACAUGUGCGGCAUCUCCGAGGCUCAGCUGAAGGACCGAGAGACGUCGAAGGUCAUCUACGACUUCAUCGAGAAGAAGGGAGGAGUGGAGGCGGUCAAAAACGAACUGAGGAGGCAGGGUGAGGACAAACGAACACACACGUGCUCAAAUGAACCCCACAGAAAACCUUUGAAUCUGGAUUUGAUUUCACAGUGAGUGGGUUUGCUGCUGUGGGGCCGCUUCCUCCAGGCAGGCGUUAAAAAACUAAUUAAAGAUCUGAUUAUUAGAGAAAUCAUGCAGCGUUUGCAAAGCCUCUCCCUGAUCGACACGAGUGAAGUCCCUGAACUCUGCGCUGGGUUUAUUGAAGCUCCAGUGAGGAGUUUUUAGGCGGUUAUGAAACUGAAUUUAACAUCAACGCCUUUUUAUGAUCCAAGAAAUCGAAUUAGACCAUCAGGACCUAGAUCGACUGUUUCUCUCUUAAAUUUGGACACACCGAAAGACCCCGCUCAUGAUGACACCAUCGAACAUUUACAGGACCGAGAGGAGGAGGCCGGAGUUCCUCACAGGAGCUUUAAUCACAGGAAGCUCUAGUAGUGCCUGUAACACCCACCAGGGGGCCGUAGAGCCCACGUGAAAUCACAAAUGAACUCUUUGAGUACUCCAAAUCUCUAAAAACAUGUGCAGACGACUCUUUUUCUUCCACAGCAGCAACUUUAACCCUUUACAAGCUAACAGACGAUAUAAUGAGCCAAAAAGAAAGACUAACAGACUUGUUCAGCUUUAAUUUUGUUGUGGUCGUCUGUUAAAGGAGCUUUAAAGGUGCAGGUGACUUUUUUAUAACCUUAUUUGAAAUCGUCUCCCAGUUUCGUCUCAAACCAUCGCACUCUCCAGACGACAGGUUUGAGGUGCGCACAUUGAACAGAUCUCCUCGUCAGUCUCCAUGAUCCUCUGUGACAGACUCGGCGGCGGCGGCUGUCCUGACUUUCUCACCAUGUUUUAUUCAUGUUAAACUGCUCCGUUUGAAGGCAGGACUGAGGACUGGAGUGUGACCAGAAUCUGGAUUUAAGGGGGAUACAAGUGUGUGUGUCAAAGCGUGUGAUGAUUCGAAUCUCAUGAGGGAAGGUGCAUUAAAAUAUAAAACAGGGAAGUAAUUCAGAGGUGAUCCUGUUCGGUGGAUUUAAUCUUGUUUGCCAGGAGUUGCAAGGCUGCAUUCAAAUAUUAGCGUCUUAUUAAACAUCUUAUUAUUUUGGAGGUUUCUUUAACUUUACCAACAUCAUUUUUCUGUCGUAUACAAUCAAACAAAACUGAACGAACAGAAGUUACAGCAGUAGGUCGACUUAUUUAGACGAUUCUUGAUCAAAUUUAUUAAAUUGUAAGGACUGAUUUUUUCUUUUUCAGACAUUUAUGUAGGGAAAUAUUCCCCGAUACUCUGCUUUCAGCGUUUUUUCAGUUGUAUUUUUAGUCUGCGGUUGUCUGAAACUAUCUUCAUGAAUCAUGUAAGUGCUGUUUUCUACCUCUGAUUUUUAUCUAAAAGGCCAAAAUAUUCCUAUUUACAAGUAUUAUUGGAGCAUAUUGAUCAAUAUUAAAUUGAAAUGGAGUUGUUUUUUCUAAUUUAACUGUGUCUUUUAAAUUUCCAGAGUUUGGUUUUAAGAUUUUAAAGAAUUUUGUCUCAAGAAAAGUAAAAUUGUAAUGACGUCCGUUCUUGGUUUUUGCGCUUCAGUCUUUUCCUCUUGUCUAAAAUGAUUCGUUAAUUUAAGGUAAAUAUUGAUCAGCUGAUUGGAAAUGCUAGCGAAGUGUUCCUUCAGAUCGGUAUAGGAGUGUGAACAUGCUGGAUCGGUUUGUUGUGAUGUGUGCGAUAAGGUUGUGUCUGACAUCACCCUUACUGUAGUGUUGUUUGUGGUUUCGACCAAUCAGAAUCGAGUAUUUAACCCAGCUAGGUGAGCGUGUUUGAUCUCAAGUCUCGUCUCAUGUCUGUCUUCCGCAGCCCCCCCUCCACCUCCAUCUCGUGGUGGCGCCCCUCCGCCUCCUCCGCCCCCCCACAGCACCGCUCCACCUCCUCCCCCUCCUCCAUCCAGAGGGGGUCGUGGAGCCCCUCCACCUCCUCCUCCGUCCAGAGCCCCCGCCUCGGCCCCUCCUCCUCCACCUCCUACCAGACCAGGAACUCUGGGAGCCCCACCACCUCCACCUCCUCCAAACAGAGGAGGUCACCAGCCCCCUCCUCCUCCCCACCAUCACCACCAUCAGCCUCCUCCACCUCCCCCUCCAUCCUCCUCGCACUCUACCGUGGCCCCUCAGGCUCCACCCCCUCCUCCUCCUCCACUGUCUCAUCAGUCUCCUGUAAACACAGGUGGUAGCUCCGCCCCUGCUCCUCCUCCCCCACCUCCUCCUCCACCUCCCCCUCCCGGCCCUCCUCCCCCUCCAGAGCUGGACGGCAUCGGUGGAGGCGGAGACUCUCCUCAUUCGCCGAGCCCCGGCGGGAAAUCGGCGCUGCUGGAGCAGAUCAGAGGAGGAACCCAGCUGAAGAAGGUGGAGCAGAACAACCGACAGCCGGCCACGGGCACGGGACGGGACGCCCUGCUGGACCAGAUCAGACAGGGGAUCCAGCUCAAGACCGUAAGACCACCACAGAGUCGGUUCUCAUAACGACUGAUAUGUAAUAAGUGUAAUAUUCAGACUCAAAGGGGGGUAACAAACCUGGACCCUCUGCAGCUAAAGGGGGUCCUCCUGUGCUUGUCGUAAACUAAAGUGGAUCUGGUUUUGUGUCUGCAGGUGUCAGAUCAUCCAGAGUCCAGCCCUCCAACACCGGCUCCUGCAGCGGGUAUCGUCGGCGCUCUCAUGGAGGUGAUGCAGAAGAGGAGCAAAGCCAUCCAUUCCUCAGGUAAUUCUGCAGAACUUCAGACCAGCUACACUGACUCAAGUCUGCUGGUGAUGGUCUGGGUUUAGGUAUCCCAUUUAUGCUCAUGUUCAACCCCAUACCUGGAUUUCAGAGGUUCUGAGAAACCUGAUUUUGCCACCUGCUGAACCCAAAAGAAACAGGGAAGGUUUUCCUUUAGUCACGUGAAGCCUGAUGUUCCUGGUUUUACAAAGACCUCAUGUAAAGAUCGAGCCUCUAACCCGGGAUUUCCACCGCAUCCGGAGCGGCUCCAAUCCUGAGCAGCGGCGUUUUUCGCUUUACGCCAAUUCCUAGGCGAGGCGAGCUUUGUGGCGGAUUACGGACAGUUGGAAUCAUAGAGAAGUCCCAAGAACCUGCAGAUUCACGUGCAAUCACGCGAUCGUCUUUAGCCACAUGGGCUAACCAUAUAAGCAGUAGAUUGUGUCCUUCAAGAGGAGGAAAUCUACUUCUAGACUUAUAAAAUCAGCAUCUCCUCAUCCAUGGUGUCAUCGGGGAGAAAUGACGUCUAAAAACCUUUCACUUGUUCGUCCCCGCCUGUUUGCAUAGUGUGAAAUACGAACCGCUUGAAACACGGAGUGUUUUAUUUUGAAAAGAAGCCGGAUGUUUUAUUUUGUGUCUGUGCCCGACUUCCUUUCCAGCACGGGUUAAUCUGUGCUGAAUUUAUCCAGCAUGCUUCAGCGUCCGGAAAAAAAAGAACUCUUGUGAUCCGCAGCGGAACAGAAAGAAGCCGAUGGAAAUUGACACAUUUACUUGAAUGGUUACAAUCAGCGAAUACAGCUUUUUCGUAGCCAUUCCAGAUGCAGUGGAAAUUGGGGGUAAUGGGACGUGAUGAUUCAGAGUUUAAAGGAUGGAGAGAUGCUGAUCACUCUCAGCUUCUUAUAAUGUCUCCGCCACUUUGCUGCUGAGUGUUUGUGAUCAGAUCCUCUAAAUGUGUCUUCUGCCUUUUUUUCCCCCAGACGAAGACGAGGACGACGAAGAAGACGAGGACUUUGAGGAUGACGACGAGUGGGACGACUAGUUGAAGACUUCUCUCCUCGCCCAGAGUUGACACUAAAUAUCUUCUAAAAAUCUUCCAGCAUCUGACUAAAACUGUAAUGUAAAUGUUGUAUGAAUCGGCUGUAUAUUUAUUUUUUGCCUUUUCCUUUUUUUAUGAUAAUUAAUCUGUGCAAUACCUCAUCUGUUCAUCACACACCCUCAUCAGUAGAGACUCUACACUUUCCCCCCCAGGACAUCCUGAUGUUAGAAAGCACUUAACACCUCCAUCAGCACAAUGUGGAGACCCAGCUGGCUUCAUUUCCUUAGAAAUAACCGAUAAUAUCAAACGCCGGCUCCUCAGCUGAGAGCAUCUGUGCGGAGUCUUCGUGAUCUCCGUGGGAAAAAAGUAUUUUUUUCGUUCAUUUCUUUGUGUUUUCAUUCCAAGUCUAAGAAACUGAAAAGGGAGACAUGUGCGACUCAAACAGGCAGGAUCCUCUUUGUGUUUGGCAUUUAAACCAAGAUAACGCUAUUUUCGUACCCAUACGUUUCCUGAUGAAUCCUAGUUUAGUCGUGUUGUUGUUUUUUUUCUUCAUGAAUCUUUUUUGACCAAAACGCGGCUCCUGAGUCGCCCUAAUUUUAGUUCAGCGUUCGUUUUUUUAUGAAAUUAAAGCCGUUCAUUUGCACACAGUUUCUAUGAUAGUUCAGUUCCGUGUUGUUUUGAGUGUGUGUGUGUGUGUGUGUGUUUGUCACAUGUUUUUAUUUUAUUUCCAAAAGGUCACGGCGCAACUUUCAGAAAGCGUGAAGAGCUGAUCUUUACGUCGGACUUCAAACAUGACUGAGUUUUUUGGGAUUCAUCCAAAAAUUUCGUGUACACUUCCACACAGACUGUGGCAUUUGUGAAAUGAUGGACGUUUUGUUCUCAGUGUCUGGUUGGUUGUUUUUGUUGUGACAUCAUUCCGUUAUUUCCUGCAGGAGGAAACAUCUGUGGCGCUCCAGUCGGCGUUUCAAACAGAAAUCACGUCAUGCAUAAAAAGAUAAAAACGCUCAUCCUCCUCCAUCUUUGAUUUAACCAACUAUAAUUUUAUGCAAUGCGACAGUAAAUGCCUCCUCGUGGAGAAUAAAUAAAAAAGCAAAUAAUAAUGAACCAAAUGUGGCAUUUGCAAGCAGCUUGUGGGUUUGGCGAUGCUUGUGAUCCUCCGUGUGUAAACGGUGUAAAGAAGUAACUUUUAACUGUCCGUCUAAGAGUUUUUACCGUCCUCCAGCGAGGCUUAAUGCUGCAUCGAAAAGCCGAGAUACUGACAGCGAAAACCUGUGAAAAGGGUUGGGGAGGGGUGGGGGGGCAAUGAGAAUACUAAAUUGUAUACUUAAAUAAAUGUUAAUAUUUACUGAAAAACA
Xyrichtys novacula (pearly razorfish) is the source of this 27437-nucleotide messenger RNA. Lineage: Eukaryota; Metazoa; Chordata; Actinopteri; Labriformes; Labridae. The record is from the annotation of a GenBank genome assembly.